Messenger RNA from Petromyzon marinus (sea lamprey), 3500 nucleotides. The record is from RefSeq and is a predicted model, not a curated record. NCBI's taxonomy places the organism in Eukaryota, Metazoa, Chordata, Hyperoartia, Petromyzontiformes, Petromyzontidae.
GAGUUUCCGGAGAGUUGCGGGGAGAGUUUCCGGAGAGUUGCGGAGAGUUGCUGCGGGGAGUUGCCGGGGAGUUCCCGAAGAGUGGAAUCCCGACAAUGGCAUCACUGACUGCAUGUCGCGUGGCCUCGGUGCUGUUGGUGAUCAUCAGCAGCAGCAGCAUCAGCAGCAGCGCGUCCGGGGUGACCUCGCUGGGCGCGGACGAUGCCCUGCCGAUGGGAAUUUUCUCAGACGCCGCGGGACGCUGGGAGGAAGCGGAGGGCAACGCGUUGGGGGGUGGAGGAGGAGGUGGAGGAGGAGGAGGAGGUGGAGGAGGAGGUGGAGGAGGUGGAGCAGAGGCUACGCUGCCAAGCCGCGGGGAUACCAACCACAGCACGGCGUACUCUGGCUCCCGCCUGCGCCAGGAGGACUCCCCGCCUCGGAUCGCCGAGCAUCCCUCCGACCUGAUCGUGUCGCGGGGCGAGCCGGCGACCCUCAACUGCAAGGCGGAGGGGCGUCCCCCUCCCAGCGUCGAGUGGUACAAGGACGGCGAGCGCGUGGACACCGACCGCGACGAUCCACACUCGCACCGCAUGCUGCUGCCCGACGGUUCGCUCUUCUUCCUGCGCGUGGUGCACGGCCGUCGGGGCAACCGGCCGGACGAGGGGACGUACGCGUGCGUGGCGCGCAACUACCUGGGGGAGGCCGUGAGCCGGAACGCCUCGCUCGAGGUGGCCGUCCUCCGCGACGACUUCCGCCAGAGCCCGGCGGACGCGGUGGUGGCCGUGGGCGAGCCGGCCGUGCUCGAGUGCCACCCGCCACGCGGGCACCCAGAGCCCACCGUCGCCUGGCGCAAGGACGGCGCAACGCUGGCGACACGUGACGAGCGCGUCACGACGCGCGGCGGCAAGCUGAUGAUCUCGAGCGCGCGGAAGAGCGAUGCGGGAAAGUACGUCUGUGUUGGUACCAACAUGGUGGGCGAGAGGGAGAGCGAGGUGGCCGAACUCUCCGUCCUCGAGCGUCCCUCGUUCACCCGCCGACCCGUGCCACUGGUGCGGCUGCUGGACGAGAGCGCCGAGUUUGCGUGCGAGGCGCGAGGCGACCCCCUGCCGACCGUGCGCUGGCGGAAGGACGACGCCGAGCUGCCCAGGGGCAGGCACGAGAUCGUGGAGGAGCACACUCUGCGGCUGCGGCGGAUCGCGAGUGGCGACGAGGGGGCGUACUCCUGCAUCGCGGAGAACAUCGUGGGGCGGGCAGAGGCCUCAGCCACGCUCACCGUGCACGCUCCCCCGCGCUUCGUGGUCCGACCCAGGGACCAGGUGGCCGUGGUGGGUCACAGCGUCUCCUUCCGCUGCGAGACCACUGGGAACCCUCCGCCCGCUGUCUUCUGGAGACGCGACGGCGGGCAGACGCUGCUGUUCCCGAACCAGCCCCCCCAGCCGGGCAGCCGCUACUCGGUGUCGCAGAGCGGGGAGUUGUCCAUCGUGGACGUGCGGCUCACGGACGCCGCCUCCUACAGCUGCCAGGCGCUCAGCGUGGCCGGGAGCGUCCUGGCCAAGGCCGUCCUGGAGGUGGCCGAUGGCCUAAGCGAACGCCCCCUGCCACUCAUCCUCCAGUCGCCCAGCAACCACACGGCGCUGGUGGGCGGCAGCGUGCGAUUGGUCUGCCGGGCGGUCGGGGCCCCGCCGCCCGCCGUCCAUUGGCUGAGGGGCGGCUCGCGAACUUUCACCCUCGACCCGCGGGUCACGGAGCCCGACGAGGGCGUGGUGCAAUUGAGCGACGUCAAGCCGGAGGAUGCGGGGCCGUACACGUGCGUGGCCGCCAACGUGCACGGGGAGACGAGCGCCGUGGCCUUCGUGGACGUGAAGGAGUACACGGGUCUCAUUGGUCAGGGCCGCACCGCUGACCUCAGCAAGGUCCCCUCUCCUCCCAGCAAGCCUGAGGUCACAGGGGUCACGCGAACCUCCGUCACUCUCACGUGGCAACCCAGCGGCCCCGUGCCCACCACCUCCUACGUCGUCGAAGCCUACAGCAGCCAGUCGCUGGGUGGCGCUUGGCUGACGGUGGGCGAGGGGGUGGAGACCACGACCCUGGUGGUGCGUGGCCUGCGAUCCAACUCCGUCUACAUAUUCCUCGUCCGAGCCGCCAACCCACACGGACUCAGCCAGCCGAGCGCACUCUCGGAUCCCGUGCACACGCAAGACGUCCGCCCCACGGGACACUCCGUCGACCCGCCGGACAUGAAGAGCGUUCUGGGGGACGCCGUUAUCCGCCUCCUCAACCCCGUCACCAUCUCCUCCUCCUCCGCGCAGCUCCACUGGACGGUUGAGAAGCCUUCGCCGCUCCUCCACGGAUUCCAGGUGCUCUACCGCCUCGUCGGCCGCGGCGACGAGGGCGACGACGAGGGCGACGACGAGGUCGCCGGCGCCGGUGGCGGCGGCGGGUCGCCGUGGAUGAGCGAGGAGGUGCGCGGGCCUUCCGAGAGGGCCGCCGUGCUAUCGGGCCUCCGCAAGGGGGCCGCGUACCGCGUGAAGGUGCGGCCCUUCCACGGUGACGUGCGCGGCGAUGCCAGCGCCGGGCGGACGCUCCGGACGCCCGAAGAAGCCCCCGGCGCCCCCCCACAGGAAGUUCGUCUGCAUCCCUUCACCGAGGAGAACAACACCGGGGUGCUGGUUUCCUGGCAGCCACCUCCGGAGGAGCAGCACAACGGCGUGCUGACAGAGUACAAGGUGUGGUGUGGGGGUAACGACAGUCGUCUGCCUGUGAUCCGCUCUGUGGACGGCAGCACGUUGUCGCUCGCCAUCCCGCGCCUCUUGGGCGGCGUGCGCUACGGCCUCACCGUCGCCGCGGGCAACGCGGCCGGAGUCGGACCGCACAGCGAGCCCGCCUACGUGUUGCUAGACGCGACGUCGCUGAGUGGCCCGCUGGAGCCGGGUGACAACGUGAGCCUGGCUGAGCAGAUCUCGGACGUGGUGCGCCGGCCGGCGUUCAUCGCCGGCAUCGGCACGGCGUGCUGGGUCGUGCUCAUGGUGUUCAGUGUGUGGCUCUACCGGCAGCGGAAGAAGCGAGCGGGGCUGCUCGGCUCGUCCUACGCCUCCACCAGCAAGGUUCCGUCUUUCACAUUCACGCCGUCAGUGACGUAUCAACGCGGCGAAGGCAACAACAGCACUGGCAGGUCGGGCCUGAUGCACGUGGACGCGUCUCACCACUGGCUGGCCGACACGUGGCCCACUGCCGGGGGGGGCCACCCCCACCACCACCACGGUGACUGUGCCCUCAGCUGCUGUGCCACCGCCGGAGUCAGCAGCGACAGCAACCUCACAAACGACCACCUGCCCAACUUCUCCCAGCUGGAGGUGGGCAAGGACCGGGACCUGGGCUGCCCCUCCUCCUCCGAGGCGGCCCGUGACUUCAAGCCGUCGCGGGCCCUCAACGGCACGGCCGGCCUCCCCGGCGGCCUCCCCGGCGCCGCGGCCGCCGGCGGGCCUCGGUCCGCUGCCGCGUCGGCGGCCCCGGGGCCAUGA